UUGUCAGGAUCUGGGGUGAGUCUGCACAUUCUGUUUAUCAGCCUCAAGUCGUUGCAGGUGGGCGGUUCCGGAGAGCGGCCAGCUGCUGUGCUUUUCCCCAUCACCUGCCAGCCUUUAUAAGGAGCUAGAGAUCACUUCACCUCGCUGGAAGAUUACUCACUUUGGGAACUCUCACCUCUGACCACUUCUGCAAUGACCUGGAUUUCACCUCCGAACCUGAUCUCCCUCCACACCUGGACCGACCCGCUCUCCCACCGCUCACCUCCCUUGGAUAUCGGAUCACCACAGACAUUGCUCACCCCAGUCCUGUCUACCCUCCCAAGCUACUGGAUUCCAGCUCCACAAACCAGCCCCGGAGCUGUGCUCAGCAUCACCGCCACGUCUGGCGGUGCACUUUUAGUUUCCUUAACAGAUUAUCAAGGAACAAAUAAAACAUUUAUUUUCUUCUUACCUACGUCUCCUAGUGUGAUUCUGCAUGUCUUGGGUCAGGAAACUCCCCACAGUCAUGACACCAUUACUGUUAAUUAAUUCAGACAAUCUGUCCUUGAAAAUUUUUACACAUGAUCCAGGUUUCUAUACACACAACAAAUAGUGUUUUUUACUUCCACAUAUCAACCUCCACUGUAACGGACUCCAUUAUAUUGUCCAUUACAAAUGACAUUUUUUCAACAUAUCGGCUUUUAUACCUUUCAUCGACAUAUAAGGCAACACCUCCUCCCUUUGAUGUUUUCCUGUUUGUGAAAUAACUAACAUAUACUUAAAUCUGCAUCUCAUCUGCUUGUUUGUCACUCAACCAAGUUUCCGAUAUUGCUAUUACUGUGAACUUUUUGCCAAGUUCUCUGAGACAAUCUUCUAUUUUUGAGACAUUCAGGUUCAGGCCCCUGCUAUUAAAGUGUAUAAUUGAUAUAAGGUCAUCCGUUAUUACCUUUUCAAUAAAUUGUUCUUCUGUAUAAUAAUUACACUCAUUCUGUUUGUUGCUAAAAAAGUUAUUUUCUGGGUCAAUAUCAUUGUCAAUCACCCAUGAAAGAAAAUAAAUUACACAAAGAAAAUUAAGUAAUUAGGACAACACCCCCCAAAAAAAAAAAAAAUUAGAUGGCUGACGGCUUGUGGAGCUCUGGGAUGGAAACCUUUCCACCCGGUUCUCCCCAGCAGCAGCUCUGCGCAUCUCAGAUCGCAGCAGCGCUUGUCUGCUGUGCGGCUGCCGGCUUGUGGAGGUCUCGGAGACCUCUGUGUUCCACCCGGUUUUACCCAGCGGUCUGCCCGGCGUAUCUCUGACUCAGAAGCUCUGGUGUUGUGCACAGUUAACUCCGGUUGCAAAAUAAACAAUAAUGAACAAGAGUCUGCUUCUAGACCUGCAGAAAGAGAGAAAAAAGGGGACACAACAGCAAUACAACAAGAUCAAGCUAUCACUGCGUCAACUUGAUGAAGAAAUAUAUAAUCAACAUUGUUUAACUGAACAAUCACACGAUAAUAAAUCACAGUGCAUUAAGUGCCAACCAUAGCCUUAAGACAUGUGUUGAACGUGCCCAAGUCCAUACUUAUGAGAGCACCAUGUGAGCACCUGUGUGUGUACACGCGCUUGUUUAUGUAAGGUUUCUCUAUAGGAGCGUCCAGUAGAGAGUGUGAGGGGCCACAGAUCUGCCCCCUAAAGAUGUGCAGGAGAUGGAGGGAGCUCCAAGUCCCAGAGAUCCAGGAGCUGCCCCAGAGCACAGGAACCCCAGGAAGACUGCGACCAGAAAAGCCCCUGCCCCCCUCGAGAGACGCAGAGGAUCGGCCCGGGGGGCCACAACCAGCAGCCGGCAGAGUCCUAGGAGAUAUCGGUGGCAAGCCCACAGGCCCGCCCGCAGCCUCCCACCCCUUAGCCGACCGAGCCCGGGACCCAGCAACCCGGGACCCAGGGGCGACCACCUCCGCCGGGGACCCAGCAGAGCCCAGGGACCCAGACCCCACCAGGCAGCCACCGGGAUUGAUCAGGCAGACGCCAAAAAUCUUAAACUCCCUGACCCGGGAGCCACGACCCAGGCAGACCAAGGCACCACACCCCACACCAGGUGUGGCAGGGGGAGGGGAGACGAAGAUGUAUAUCAUCAAAAGAAGUCCCAGGAGAAGGGAGGAGACAAAGGCCCCACCUGACAUAUACAGUCAUACACAAAC
Messenger RNA from Nothobranchius furzeri (turquoise killifish), 2154 nucleotides. The record is from RefSeq and is a predicted model, not a curated record. NCBI's taxonomy places the organism in Eukaryota, Metazoa, Chordata, Actinopteri, Cyprinodontiformes, Nothobranchiidae.